Archocentrus centrarchus (flier cichlid) is the source of this 2932-nucleotide messenger RNA. It is a transcript of the gene rassf2b, whose product is annotated as Ras association domain family member 2b. Gene Ontology annotation, biological process: signal transduction; positive regulation of protein kinase activity; positive regulation of JNK cascade. Bases 364 to 1341 code for a protein of 325 amino acids. NCBI's taxonomy places the organism in Eukaryota, Metazoa, Chordata, Actinopteri, Cichliformes, Cichlidae. The record is from RefSeq and is a predicted model, not a curated record. The transcript is spliced from 11 exons. Gene Ontology annotation, cellular component: cytoplasm; nucleus.
AACAGAUGGACCUCUCGUGCUCUCCUCCUCCUCCUCCUACCAGCUCCUGGAUGCACGGCUGCACGCGCCCCGCUGAUUGUUUCCAAAGGCAGGAGAACGAGCGAGUUGUCCAAGGAGUUCUAACCGUUAACGGUCAGUUCAGCAGAAACGACCGGAAGAGGGGAGAAGACGACUGAGGAGAUCCGCGUUAAGUUGCACUCAGAAGAAAAGACCCUCUGGGAUCAUUGACACCUGCUAAUACCUAAGGAUACGCACAGAGACUGCCUGCCUACAAGCUUUGGCUGCUUCUCCUCACAGACAGCUCCUUCUCUGGUGACUCAACAUCUCAUAGUCUUCACCACGCUCCUCUCAUGCUCACUGAGAAUGGAUGAUAUACAGGACGGGGUUCAGAUCGGAGAGAACAAGUUCAUCAGCAAGGCAACGGUCCUCUCACAUCUCAAAACUUACAACCUCUAUUAUGAAGGGCAGAAUCUGCAGCUGAGGCACAGAGAAGAAGAGGGGGAGCUGAUUGUUGAGGGCUUACUGAAUAUCUUUUGGGGCCUGCGGCGACCAAUCAGGCUACAGAUGCAGGAUGACCACGAGCGAAUCCGGCCGCCCCCCUCAUCCACAUCCUGGCACUCGGGUUGCAAUCUGGACAGUCAAGGCACUCCCACCACCACAGAUGGUCAGCAGCAGAGCUCACCCACAGUGGAAGUGACGCCACCUGAUGGCCAACCAGAGGACAACGGUGUGACUGAAGAGCAGACAGAAGAAGAGGACAAUGAGAGCUCCUCUCAGCUCCUCAGGACAAAGAGCGACGCCGGCGUCUUGAGACGGGGCCAGCGACGGUCACCGAGCGACCAGAGGAAAAUCCGACGUCAUCGAUUCUCAAUCAACGGACACUUCUACAACCACAAAACAGCAGUGUUUACUCCUUCUUAUGGUUCAGUGACUAAUGUUCGGAUCAACAGCUGCAUGACCACGCCGCAGGUGCUGCGAGUUCUCCUAAACAAGUUCAAAAUUGAAAACAGCCCUGAGGAUUUUGCGCUGUACCUGGUCCAUGCAAGUGGAGAGCGAGUGAAACUGAAGCGGAGUGAUUAUCCUCUGUUGCUGAGAGUAAUCCAGGGCCCGUGUGAGCAGGUCUGCAAAGUUUUCCUCAUGGAAGAAGACCUCGGAGAAGAAGUCACAUAUGAUGUGGCGCAGUAUAUCAAGUUUGAGAUGCCCGUCCUCCAGAGUUUCAUCACCAAGCUAAAGGAAGAGGAGGACAGAGAGGUGCAGAAACUCAGGAGAAGGUACAACUAUCUUCGGAAUAUAAUCGAGAAGCAGCUCCGUUGUCUUCCAGAGGGGGCAAAGUGUAUGUGAUCUGGUCAUGGUGGGGACUCCCUCCCCCACACCAAAUUGUUACCACAGCUGCCAAGCCGCGACCAAGAGAAUGACCAAGAAUCAGCCGACAAGAGCAACAUGUACGUGUUUCACUGACUGUCCUGCUUCUCUGAAGUCCUGCCUCUGAACAACCCACCAUCAGUCAACGCACAGACAAAACUUUAACAUGCUAAAUCGUGCACAUGUUGAGUGUGACCAUCUCUGUGAUACUGACGGUCGUGACAGCUCGCACUCUUUCUUUUUUUUUUUUUUUCUCACUCUGCUUUUCUUUACCCCAAACGGAGCACACAGACAAACGUCUAGUAUGUUUUUAAACCUUUUUUUUUUUCAGUGCAUUAGCCUGCAGAAUGAGCCUAAAAACGUCCUGUCUUCUGCUUUCUCUGCAGAACGUAUUCAAAAUCAGUUUAAAGCACAAACAUCAUCUUAUUAUAGUGUCUAUUUUAAAGGUUUCUCCAAGCACAAAACACACAAAAGUUGGUGGCAUAUUUUGAAGCUGAUGUAAAAAUUUAAAGCCAAGUUGUUGUUUUUUUUUUGUUUGUUUGUUUGUUUUUUUUUUUGUUUGGAUGUGAAAUCUGCAAGUCCACAAGCAAAAGAUCAUAACCCCCAAAAACUGAUGCCACUCACUUCCCGUUUGAGAAUUUAAGUCUGAAGAUUCACUGCAGGGAUUAUUGAACGUCAGUCUGUUAGUGGCAGCCUUUGCUUCCUGUUCUGCUCCAGGCACACAGACCAUGUUUAUCAUAUUAUGAUGCACUUACACAGUGUUUGGCAUUUGGCAGCAGCGGGUAAGCCUGCAAAGGGAUGGAGAACAGCCAGCCUGGAAAUGUGGAGUGGUCUCAAGGUGACAAAAACAAUUAACCCGAUGGAUUUGAAGGAAAUGAAGGAGUAUGGAGGCGUAUUUCCUGCACGGCACAUAAAGCCUCCACAACGGGAAUUUGUUUUUCAAACUUUGUGUUUUUGUAAGAUUUAAACAAAUGAUGACCAGCUGGUGCUGGUAGGUAGAUUAUUCUUACCGGUCCAGUCUUUGUCCUGCUCACUGCAGAUUCAUAUUUACUAUAUGAACGUGAGAUCUGGUGAAGCUCUAGCCAAACUCAGCAUGAAAUCCGAUCCUAAAAUUCUCCCAAAAUACCAGACUGCUCCUUGGAAUAAUGUGACUGUUUGAGCCACUUAUUGUUUCUACAUGAAUUACUGCCUCAGUCUGAAAGUUUACCUGACAUUAACCCGAUUGCACAAAAAUGACAAAACACAAUAGUCCCACAAGACUGUGAAUUUUCUGGAAAAUGUUUUAAAUGUAUGAAUGAGCAUUUCAAAGCAGUAUCAUUUCCCUCCACGUGUACAGCACUUUGUCUCAUUUCGCCUGCGCGCACACAGCCCAUCGGUUCAGUAUUUCUGACACACAGUGGACGAUACCCCGAAGGUUGUGUGAGAGCAUGCGUGUUGUAUUUUUAGUGACUCCUAAGACUUGCCUGCUUUUGUAUUGUCUUUUACAAAGUAAUGAAGAAAUUUUAGCCUUUAAAGUGUUAACUCAUGCCACUACUUUGUGGACAUUUUCGUACAAUGAUUAUUUAAUAAA